Messenger RNA from Oncorhynchus keta (chum salmon), 572 nucleotides. RefSeq names its product dynein light chain Tctex-type 1-like. Bases 126 to 467 code for a protein of 113 amino acids. Lineage: Eukaryota; Metazoa; Chordata; Actinopteri; Salmoniformes; Salmonidae. The transcript has 5 exons. The record is from RefSeq and is a predicted model, not a curated record. Gene Ontology annotation, molecular function: dynein intermediate chain binding. Gene Ontology annotation, cellular component: cytoplasm; cytoplasmic dynein complex. Gene Ontology annotation, biological process: microtubule-based movement.
AAACUUGAAACCAAAUAAUCUCAGAAUUUCUGUUGCACAGAUUCAGGUCCCCGUGAUUUGACGUUGACAUAUUUGUUUGGAGGUCCCUAUAGCAACCAUCUAAAACGUUCGUACGCCACAGGACCAUGGACGAAUUUCAAUUAUCUGAAGAGACUGCAUUUGUCGUUGAUGAUAUAACUACAAUCAUAAAAGAUACUGUGGAGACAACUAUUGGAAGCAGUGCCUAUCAACAAAAUCGAAUUAACCAAUGGACAUCCAGUGUGGUGGAAACAAGUCUGAAUCAACUGUCCAAACUAGGAAAACCCUUUAAAUACAUAGUGACUUGCAUCAUAUUGCAGAAAAAUGGAGCAGGCCUGCACACUGCCAGCUCUUGCUUCUGGGACAACACUAUGGACAGAAGCUGUACGGUGAGAUGGGAGAACAAAACCACGUACUGUAUUGUCUGUGUCUUUGGGUUGGCUGUCUGACUUGAACAACCACCAUCUUCCCCUGUUUGGUAAUCAGACAUUUUCCCAACCCCAGUGAAACCAGUCUAAUAAAUGUAGCCCUUGGUUUUGAACACAACUGGUCAA